AUGGCGAAACGCGGACAAGAUUUAUUGGAUUUACCUGAUAAAAGCUCAAUAAAACCUGAAAAUAAUGAAGAGGAAAUUGGUGAAUUUGAAGAUGCUUGGGAAGACGAGCUCGAGAGUGAGGAAGAAGUAUCCGAAGAGGAGAUUAUAAAUGGUGAUUCUGUUGGCAUGGAAAUUGAAGAUGAUGACGACGAAGAGAAUGCAGCUGGCGGUGAUCAAUUACAACAAAACUUGAAAGUCUAUCUUCCGGGACAACGUCUUGGUAAAGAUGAAGUUCUUGAAGCAGAUCAAUCUGCUUACGAGAUGUUGCACUCCAUAAAUGUGCAAUGGCCAUGCUUGAGUUUUGAUAUUUUAUGGGAUGAAUUGGGUGAGGAAAGACGAAAGUAUCCCGCCACAGCAUAUAUAGUCGCUGGGACACAAGCAGAUAAGCCAAAAAACAACGAGUUGAUGGUAAUAAAGAUGACGCAGAUGCAUAAAACACAAAAUGAUGAUAUUUUGGAGUAUAAAAGACUAAAACAUUAUGGUGGAGUUAACCGAGUUAGAGUUACGCCUCAAAGGGAAAUUCAUAUAGCAGCCUCAUGGUCAGAGACCGGAAAAGUGCAUAUCUGGGAUUUAAACCCUCUUAUCUCAUCGUUAGAUACACCCGGAAAAAUGAUCAACGAAAAGUUAUUGAAACCUAAAUAUACAAUUGAAAGUCAUAAUACUGAAGGUUUCGCAAUGGAUUGGUCAGGAAGAGUCACCGGGAGACUGUUGACUGGUGAUAACAACUCAAAUAUCUUUCUUACGACGAGUGCACAAUCAACUUUCAAAGCGGAUAAUGUGCCAUAUAGAGGACAUACAUCAUCUGUAGAGGAUCUACAAUGGUCCCCAUCGGAAAAUAACGUGUUUGCUAGUGCUUCCGCUGAUCAAACUGUUCGAAUAUGGGAUACACGAAAUAAAAAGAAAGAAGCUCUUGGAAUUAAAGCUCAUGAAGCUGAUGUGAAUGUUAUCACAUGGAAUCGGAAAGUUGAAUAUUUACUUGCAUCCGGUUCAGAUGACGGCGUGUUUAGUAUAUGGGAUUUACGCACUUUUGUCAAUAAUAAUCAAAAAUCCACACCAGUCGCCACUUUCAAAUGGCAUUCUGCACCUAUAACUUCAAUUGAAUGGAAUCCUAAUGAGGAGUCUGUUUUAAGUGUUUCCGGGGCUGACGAUCAAAUAUCUAUCUGGGAUCUUUCAGUCGAACAUGAUCCAGAAGAAGAUAUCCGAUUAGGCAGAAGCAAAAUUUAUACAGAAAAUGGCACAGAAGGUCAAAAUGAUAUAAAGGAGCUACAUUGGCAUCCUCAAAUCCCUGGUUGCAUAAUAAGCACAGCAUUGACAGGAUUUAAUGUCUUUAAAACAAUAUCAGUUUAG
This is a messenger RNA of Ambispora gerdemannii, 1386 nucleotides long. NCBI's taxonomy places the organism in Eukaryota, Fungi, Glomeromycota, Glomeromycetes, Archaeosporales, Ambisporaceae. The record is from the annotation of a GenBank genome assembly.